CUCCGACUUCGCGCGCUUCGUGCUGAAGACUUCGAGGAUGCCUAGAAUGCGAAUCGCCGUGUCUAUACACGCGACGCACUGGCAGUGCACUCGGUCCUUUCUUCUCGAAGCCAACCUCAAUCUCAUACGUUCGCCGCUCGGGCCUGAGACUGAAGAGUGAGUCAGCUGCCCCCAACAUAUGAAACUCUAAAGUGUCCAGCUCGUAUCGACGAGAGCGACGAACCCGGGAGCAUGGCACGACUGCAGAUGACGGGGUCCUCGUGUCGGCAGCAUGGCUCCAAGGUGUAUGAUAUUAGGACGGCUGCGAGGUCCAGCUGCUCUGUCAGCUUGCUUUGCGGCCCUCAGAACGAAGAUCCCAGGCUGCUAGUCUCCGCUGUGCGGCAUUCGGUCCCACCACGAUGAGCAUCGUCCCUUUCGUCUUGCAGCUCACGUCACUGUGGCAGGCCGUCACAGGCGACGGUAGCGCUCCCAGGAAAAAGCAGCAAGAGUUCCUUGACGCAUGCAAGAAAUACUCCGGUCGGCACAUUUCCGAGAUGACCCACACGCUUCCUAUUGUUGGCCACGUUAAGGGUGUAGUUCAUUUGGCAUUGGGCGACACGGAAACGAUCUCUCGCUCAGAAGAUGCCCCGACUCGUACUUUGAUGGUAUUGGGCUCCGGCGCGCUAACCGCAGGCACCGGAGAUGUAGCGGUGCCCAUUCUGGGCGGUGUCGCAACAGGAAACAUCGCUGACUCGAAUAUCGCUAUCACAGGUAGUAUAGAUGCACGACAUCAGAUAUACAAUCCUCAAGGUGACCUCGGCGCAGUGUCUGAACACGCGUCUGACUGGCGCGGAGGAGUGUUCGAUAUAGUUGCUCUCGGCGUUGGCGAUGUGGUACUGAGCGUCAAUGGAGCUCUAGCGAAGGCGACAUCCAGGACAACCAAGGUGUUCCGUGUCGAGGGCGAAGGAGUCUUCCUGACAGAACGAGGUAUGGCCCAAUACAGCGCGAACAACUGUAUCUUCCCCGGGCCAGGAGGCAGCACCAUCGAAAGCCCCAACAUCGUAGCGACGAUAGUGCGUUCCAAGGACAGAUCGCAAAAUAUCGUGUUUAGGCGACCAUCAAAACUCUACAUGAACAUCGGCGACACAUCUCACUCUGACAAAUACUACGAACAGAAACUCUUUCAAUACGACGAGGCCGUCGAACAGCUGAGACAUAAUACGGGCACGGAUACUCUUGUCUCACAUCCCGCAGCACGCAGAUUUACGUUGCAGUCAUUCCGCAUCCUCACGAAUGACGCCAAAUGCAUGUUUCGCUACAUUCCAGAGAAUUCGGAUGGCAAUAUCAAUCUCAGGUCUUCCGACAUCCGGCGAAUCGAUAUCACCAGGACGUCUGCGUCGUUCGAAUGCUCCCAGCCGAUAUACGUACCGGUCAUCGCAAACGCAAUUCCUGACACAUACAGUGAAGAGCUUCCGACCUGGCUGCAUCAUAUGCCGACGCGCCUUUCAGAGCUCAUGAGAGACGACCAGAUCACCUACGGCUGUGUUAGGACAUUCGUCGUUUUCGCGCCUCAAUUCAGCAGAAGAUCCCUGAGAGCGGACAUAGCGCUGACGAUCACCGACCAGGAGCUCAAGCGGCUAGAACACGCCCCCGUGUCACUAUCAACCCUGAGCCCUGACGGUGUCGAUAGCAUCAAGGUCCGGCAAGAGCCUGUCCGUCGUCUGUGCCAAUCCCGACAAGUCAAGUGCGGCCGUAGGGUCCUCGGGGACGUUGACCACGGGCGGCACACAGAGUACCUCGCCGAACUGAGUGAUGGUUCGACCUUCUGGGUCCCAUCGUGCAACGUCGCAGAGGACCUCAAGCAGGAGUUCUGGAAAGUCAUGACCACGGGAGCAAAAGAGGUUGCGGAGUUCGUCAAUUCAGACCCGUCUACAGGCAAGGUAACUGUGAAGCGGCCUGACGGGACGACAGAGAUUGUACAGCAAACACAGAUAUUCUGGCAGGAGGAGUCCGAGCCGACAAGGUUGACCGAUAUGGAGCUCGAGGCGCUCCUGCACCAUGGUCAUUUCGGUCUCGACGUCACCGAGUUUGUACCGUGCACGGCGUCCAUCAACACGGAUUGGGCAAAGGUUGAAGUCCUGAGCAAGGGCGCAGCGAUUAUGAAGGACACGGCCGCCUCGAAGGCCGGCGAGUACGAUGGUAUACGUUUUGACGUACGUUCGAUAUCGUUGUCAAAACCAUUCGGUGGACAAUUUGUCUCGCGGACAAUCCCAUUCUUCAUUGCUAGUAAUAGCACCACAUUCGACAUCAAGGUCACUCACGGCUACUGCAGAACGGCGACAACAAGGGGUGAUGGAAACGUCGUGCUCAACCUUCAUGACGAGCGUUUUGAAAGCGGCGCUGAUCCACAUGAUACUGACCACAACCUGAGCGAGUUCCAUAUCCGACCUAUCAUCACCUGUAAGGACGAUGGUAAAGUAGUUUAGUCAGCGCCUUAGUCAGCGACCCGGAGUCCGCCGAAGGACCGUUUUAUAGCUGACGCGCCCCGUUGCUCUCGUCGUCU
Messenger RNA from Fomitopsis serialis, 2542 nucleotides. RefSeq lists its product as uncharacterized. The transcript has 9 exons. Lineage: Eukaryota; Fungi; Basidiomycota; Agaricomycetes; Polyporales; Fomitopsidaceae. The record is from RefSeq and is a predicted model, not a curated record. The coding region runs from base 399 to 2465 and encodes 688 amino acids.